This is a messenger RNA of Athene cunicularia (burrowing owl), 4769 nucleotides long. Its product is annotated as receptor-type tyrosine-protein phosphatase kappa-like. Gene Ontology annotation, biological process: protein dephosphorylation. The transcript is spliced from 29 exons. Lineage: Eukaryota; Metazoa; Chordata; Aves; Strigiformes; Strigidae. The record is from RefSeq and is a predicted model, not a curated record. Gene Ontology annotation, molecular function: protein tyrosine phosphatase activity; protein binding. The coding region runs from base 1 to 3963 and encodes 1320 amino acids.
AUGGCCCUGCGGUGGACAUUUUUAAUGCUGCUCACACCUCUGCUAGCAGCACAGGAGCAGAAAGAGCCAGACCCUGACAGCUCCAGAGAACCCCAGGAAACAGGAAGAUGUAAAGUUCCCUCCGACUGGGACCCCAAGCUGCAGUUUACCCCACACCAGAGCAGCUAUGCCUUGAACGAUUUGGUGCAGCUGAGCUGUGCUGGGGAGUAUGUGCCAUCGGUCCCUGAGAUCAGAUGUAUUUCCAACGGGCCCCAGACCUUGUGGAAUGGGACUGCUACCUGCAAGGACACAUGCAAGAAACCCCAGUGGGACUCAAGACUCCACUUUGUCCCAGAAAAGUGGUUUUAUGGGCCCAAUGACGAGGUGACACUGAGCUGCUUUACAGAGGACUCUCCUCCCCUUGCUGUGAUCAGAUGUGCAAAAGAAACCUCUUCAGUUUGGAAGGAUGCUUGGGAGGUGAAGGACAUUCAGGGAACAUGGCAUGGGGUAAUAGAAAACCUGGAGUGCCACACACGAAUGUGCCAAAAACCCCAGUGGGAUGAAAAACUACAGUUUCUAUCAAACAAAGAUUAUUCCCAAAGCAAUGUAGAACUGACACUGACCUGCCAUGCAGGUCUCAAGCCAUCCUUCCCCAAGGUCAAAUGUGCAAGUGAAUUGGUGCAAGUCAGCUCUGGAAGACCACUCUAUAGAGAUACGUGGUGGAGCAGGAACAUCACAGGUGCCUGGAUGCGCAUUGAGAGGACUGUAGAGUGUAUUGAAAUGUGCCAAAGGCCCUGGCGAGACCCAAGAAUCCAACUGGUACCAGACCGGAAGAAUUACAAGAAGAACGAGGAAGUGACGCUGAGCUGUCCUGAGGGUUUCCAGCCAUCCUUCACCAAAAUCAAAUGUUGGAGUGAAGGUCAGACCAUCAGUGAUGGGAAACCUGUAAACAGAGAGAUUUGGCAGGGAAGAAACAUCAGAGGUGACUGGAUCUACAUUCACUCCAGCGUGAAGUGCAUCGAUAUCCUCCAGGUUGUCCCUGAGACCUUGGAGAUUUCCAGCACCAGCAUCAAACUGAACUGGACCUGCAGGCUCCCGGAUGCCUGCCAGCGCAUGCAGGCCGUGUGCAGUCUGGCAGGGCCUUCCUCCCCUCCCUGUGAGGCUGAGGAGGUGAAGGGAGAGGAGAUGCUACAUGGGCAGGAGGGAACAUUCACCUGUCCCCCUCUGCAGCCCUUCACUGUCUAUAAUGUCAGCAUCCUCCUGCCCCCGAGCACAAUCCUGUACACACAACUCAUCAGGACGAAGGAAACAAUGCCGGACAAACCGGAGAAGCUGUGGCUGGAUCCCAACACAGGGUCCCUCAGGUGGAAGGCUCUGCCCUCCUGCAAAGGGGAGAUCAUCGGAUACCAGUUGAACAUCACAGCCAGGAGUGCGCAGGACGGCGGCUUCCUGGAGAUGGAGCGGCUGCGGCUGAGCAGCAACGUCACUGAGCACGGGCUGCCUGAGCACAGCCCCAGCAGCAGCUACGUGGUGACGAUGCAGGGGCUCACGGCUGCCGGAGCCGGGCCUGCGUCGCUGUGGGAGUUUCAGACCAACAGCUCGGGCACCGCACAGCCUCUUGACAUCAGCUGCCGCAGCGUCGGUGACAUCUCCCCAUCCCGAGGAACGGCCGUACUUCCCCUCUAUCCCAUCUCCCGUCCCCCCGAGGCAGCGAUGGAGCACCAGCUGAUUGUGGCCGCCACACACAACAGCACGGCGGUGGAAGGCGCCUGCUUGGGGGACCCGCAGCCCUUCAACGCCAGCCGGCAGCCCGACGCCUACGUGGCCGCCGUGAUCAACCUCACCGCCCCCAUGGACUUUGUGCUGGGCGAGGGGACCCGCGGGCAGGGUUUCCACAACGCUGCCCUCCAGCUGGGCUGGGACUACACGGUCCUUCUCCGCCUCGUCUGCCGCUCGCAGCAGGCAGAGAAGUUCACCUGCAUCUGCUACAGCUUCUCCGUUGGGCAGGAGUCAUGGCCUCUGCUGGGAGGGAUGCCCAUGGUUGUGGCAGUAGUGCUGAUCGUUACACUCCUGGCACUGGGGAUUUUGCUACUCUUAGUGCUCUUCAGGAGAAAGUACAACAAUUCAAAGAACUCAGAGAACAACAGCACUAUCCCCCUGCGAAGAUGUCAAGGAGGUGUUUGCAAGCCGAACACACAGAUCCCAGUGGAGGAACUGCUGGAGGCUCUGAAGAGGUUUAAGAGGGCAGAAAUAGAGGCAGAGCAGACAGAGGAUGAAUCAGACAACAGGCAUGGUGCUGGGCGUCUGAGAGAGUAUCAGCAAUUGUCCUCCACUUUGUUGCAUCCCUGUGAUGCCGGGCAGGAGCUGUGUAAUCAGAGCAAGAACCGCUACAAGAGCAUCAUCCCGUACGAUCACUGCCGUGUGGUGCUGCAGCGCUCUGACAUGGGGAAUGGCUACAUCAAUGCCAGCUACGUGGAUAGCUACCGGAGUUCACGCUUCUUCAUUGCAGCUCAAGGCCCCUUGCCUGGGACAGUGCUGGAUUUCUGGCAGAUGGUCUGGCAGGAGAAGAUCUCAGUCAUUGUGAUGCUGACAGGCUUAGUGGAGCAGAACAAGACCAAGUGCGAGCAGUAUUGGCCAGAGCAGGAGCAGGUCUACGGGGAGUUCACCGUGACACUCAACAACAUCAGGACCACCACAGGCCUUGUCACACGCAUCUUCUGCCUGCAGAAGGCAGGUUGUGCUCUCCCAAGCUUGGUGGAGCAGUUUCACUACCAGCUGUGGCCAGACCACGGAGUCCCCAGAAACCCUGCCCAGCUCCUGUGCUUAGUGGAGAUGGUGAACAAGAGGGUGUUGGAAGCGCCUGCCGGACCCGUGCUGGUGCACUGCAGUGCAGGAAUUGGGCGCACAGGUACCUUCAUUGCCCUGGACUUCCUCCUGAAGAUGGGGAAGGCUGAGGGGAAGGUGGAUGUGUUUCAGUGUGUGCAGCGGCUGCGGGAGCAGCGGGUCAGCAUGGUGCAGACCAAGGAGCAGUACACCUUCCUCUACGAGGUGUUGCUUGAAGGCUUGCUCUGUGGCAGCACCGGGGUCCCAGUGGAAAGCAUCACCAGCCAUAUCCACUGCCUUCAGGAAUCUGAGACCUCAAGGCACAACAAUGUCCUUGAGAAGGAGUUCAAGGCCCUGCAAAAGUUUUCCGAGUUGUUCCAGCUGCUGCCAUGCAAAGAAGCAAUGAAACCCAGCAACCAGCCCAAGAACCGCAAGCCAGGGAUCCUGCCAGCGGAUUCCUGCCGGCCCAUCCUGAUGUCCUCGCUGAACAUGGAUGGCUCGCCAGGUUACAUCAACGCCGUGUUUGCCAACACAUACAGCGAGGAGGACAGACUCAUCGUCACCCAGCUGCCUCUCCCCAACACAAUGGUGGAUUUUUGGUCUCUGGUCUGGGAUUACACCUGCACAUCAGUGGUUGUGCUGAACCAGCUCCAGGAGCUGGACAAGACAUACGUGGAGUUUUGGCCCACCCAGGGUGAAGCUACAUAUGGCCGUUUCCACGUCCACCUGAUCUCAGAGGAGUCUGGAGUUGGCUUCACAGCCUGGACACUUGCCCUCACCAACAGGCAGCAGCCCAAGAAGUCUGCACUGGAAGUCCGGUUCUGGCAACUGAAGGACUGGCCCAUGCAGCAGCGUCUUCCUCCACACCCUGCCACAAUCAUCAGCCUGCUAGGGAAGGUGGAGACACACCAUCGUCAGAGCCAGCAUGGUCAUAUCCUUGUCACCUGCUGGGAUGGUGCCAGCCGGAGUGGGAUCUUCUGUGCCGCUAGUUUCCUGUGUGAGCAGAUCCAAAGCGAAGGGCUGGUGGAUAUAUCCCAGGCUGUGAGGAUGCUGAAGAGGCGGCGGAGACAACUGAUUAAAGAUGUGGAUCAGUAUGGGCUCUGCUACGAACUAGCCCUCAGCUACUUGAAUUCAUUUGAAACCUAUGGGAAUUUCAAGUAGAGGCAUGGCCACAGCCCAUCUGUGGCCAGGACUUUGACUCCUGGCAGCCUUCUAUCAGCAACAGCGGAAACCAGAGGAGAUGAGAGGGGUGUGCACAGCCCCAAGAUGCUUUACUCCCCCGAAAAGCCACCCCAAGGGUCCUCUAUGGCUGGAGAGCACAGUCUGAACUGUCUCCAAGUUGUGAUCAGGCUUUGAAGACAGAAUCUGAUCCUUUGCCCAGAGUUUUCACAGAAGCUUACCUGGACCCACAGCCUGACUAUGCAGAGCAGGGGCACCAGGACUUGAUCUGUCUGUCAGGGAUUAAUAGAACCAGCUGUCCCAUCCAUGCUCCUUCCUUCAGACAGCCCCAGGGAGAGUAGGGGUAACUCCACCAACACCCAAACUGUUUUGCUAGGGGAGCAUCAAACCUCUGUAAGAUCCAUGGGGCUCAAGAGCAUAGGCUAUUUGUCCUACUUUGGGAGAAGCAUGAAGCCCAAGGCUAACAAGAGCCAAGGGAGGGACAAUCCACACUCCUGUGGGGCUAGCCUGGUCCUUCCUACACCAUACAAUUCAUUCUUGGAGCUCCAUCUUCCUGAUGCUGAUCCAGAUGCUACAGCCCUGCCAGGUCCAGAGAUGCUCCCUCACCAGCCUGUCUGGCCCCACCAUGGCAAGGUUGUAGUGGCUCAACUUAGAUAUCUUGGAUGUUGUUCUGGCAGAGGCUGCUGCACCACGGAGACUGUUUCUGCCUUUGCUACUCAAGGGCAAGGGGCCUCAGAGCCAGGACCGAUGCCAUAGCUCUGUUCUGUGUAUCACCAACCAAUAAAGAC